Molecule: messenger RNA, 1153 nt
Organism: Nicotiana tabacum (common tobacco)
Lineage: Eukaryota; Viridiplantae; Streptophyta; Magnoliopsida; Solanales; Solanaceae
Source: RefSeq, a predicted model, not a curated record
AUUAUAACGUAGCAUGAAAAUUGAUUCUAUAAAUAAUUUGAAUUUUAUAGUGAAUGAAUGUUAUAUUGGGAGACGUGGAAUAUAUAAUAUGGUACCAUGUAAUUGGAAUUUGGAUCUGCCUUGGCAUCUUCGCUCACGAUUCCUAGCAUCUAAUCUCAUAUGCUUCUCUGAUUUCCUUCUUCCUCUUGUAUCCGACGGCUCACAUUUGUCACCCCACUCCCAUAUAUUCCCUACAUUAAAGUACUCCACUUACCUAAGAGAAAAGGAAAAGGAAAACUGAUCAGGAAAAGUUUCAAAGAAAAUUGAUCAAGACAUGAAUGCAUUGGAAUCUCCGCUUGAAGCUCUUGCUUUCAGUUACUUGAGCUUCGGUUUCAUUACUAUCGUCAACAAUGUCUGGACAUGGGUCGCGGUUCUCACGGCCGCCAUUAGCUUCUGGAGAAUCAAAACAUGUUCGACGUUACCUGCACCGGAGCCACGUGCAGACUUUUCCGGCCAUGCCCCAUCUCCACCCCCGCCGACGCCAACUUUGGUAACGUCGUCUAUGUCUUCACCGUCAUCACAGGUAGAAAGGGAGUCAACUGAUCAGCAGGCAACAAUAUCAACAGCUACUACUAUUAUGUUUCAUGUUGUUGCUUUGACCAAAGAAGAAGGAAAAAAAAGGAAACUAACGGUGUAUUUUAAGCAAGAUAUUGCCGGUGGAGAAUAUGACGGUAACGGUAAUGAGGAAGGAGAAGACGGCGGCGUAGAGUUGAGUAAGGAGCUGUUUGAGAAUUGGGAGAGUGCGGUGAAAAUGAGGAAAGGAGAAAUGGAGUGGUACUCUUACCAGGACAUGAGGGUUAUUGACGGCAGCGUCGUUAGGUUGUGGGACGGUUGUAGACGGCGGAGGAAUGCAGAAACCACUGCUUUCUCGGUUGGUGUAGUUAGUACGUCGUAGUUUAGGAGUCGUACGUAGCUAGUAGGUUGCUGUUAUAAUUAGUAGAGAAUGUAAUAACGGUUUUCACCACUAUGGAAUUUUAGCAAGAAAAAUUGUACAUAUUCUAGCUAUUAGUGUUUAGUGGCGGAGCUACUAUAUACUAUAAAUAACACCACCCUUUGAUUAGUUAAUGAAUUUAUUUUUUUAUAUUUAAAAUCCUAGCUUUGUUAGCGUUUGUAA